Molecule: messenger RNA, 1088 nt
Organism: Nylanderia fulva
Lineage: Eukaryota; Metazoa; Arthropoda; Insecta; Hymenoptera; Formicidae
Biological process (GO): sensory perception of smell; detection of chemical stimulus involved in sensory perception of smell
Cellular component (GO): plasma membrane
Molecular function (GO): odorant binding; olfactory receptor activity
Source: RefSeq, a predicted model, not a curated record
GGUUUAAUGGAACAACUUCAGUGUAUUUACAAUGAUUUAAAAGAUAAUAAUGAAAUUGCCAUCAUAGAGAGGUACGGAAGGAAUGCAAAAUAUUAUACAGUUACAUUGACAAUACUUAUUACUUGCAGUAUGUAUGUUCUUGUGGGUAGCCAAGUAUGGCCGGACAUCCAGCAAAUUAUUUCAUCUACCAAUAAAUCUCGAUCACGUCAUUUGGAAAUUUUGACUGAGUAUUUUGUUGAUCAAGAAAAAUAUUUCUAUUAUCUAUUAUUACAUAUAAAUGCAGCUAUUUGUAUAGGAUUGAUUACACUGAUGGCGACAGGGACAAUGCUCAUCGCAUUUUAUCAAUACAUCUGCGGAAUGUUUACAAUUGCUAGUUUUCGUAUCGAGAAUGCAAUAAAAAAUGAAGUAUCACAAGGAAUUACUUUGCAGAACAAAAAUGUUCAUGAAAGCAUAAAAUGUGCUGUAGAUAUUCAUCGGAAAGCUAUACACUGCAGCAUGUAUCUAAUAUCUAAUGUUGAGAUAUCAUUCUUUUUUUUAAUAAUAGUUGGAGUGAUGACUUUAAGUCUGAAUAUUUUCCGGAUUUUUCAGAUCAUAACAACAACGUAUAAUGCUACCGAACUUGCAAAAUCCUUCAUAAUUGGAUUUCUUAGUCUCAUAUAUAUGUUUAUAGCAAACUUAGUCGGACAAGAAAUUACAGAUCAUUAUAAUUAUAUAUAUCUCGCUACAUAUGAAAUUCGAUGGUAUAUAGCUUCGCUAGAUAUACAAAAGCUAAUACUGAUUCUGAUGCAAAGAGGCAAUAAGAAUUUUGGUUUGAAUGUAGGUGGAUUAUUUGUAGCAUCUAUACAGUGUUUUACCAAGCUGGCAAACACAUCUUUAUCCUAUUUUACUGUCAUGUAUUCUAUACAAUAAUGACAACAAAAUAUAUCAACUAAGAUACUAUACUUGAGCAAAUUUCGUAAAAAAAUGUACAUAAAGCAAUUUGUAAGAAAUGUAUAAAUUAGAUAAUCAGUAACAUUAACAUUAAUGCUAUAUAUUUAACGGCAAUAGACACAAAAUCUGAUUAUAGUCAAUUCAUUACACCACUCGAA